AUGGCUUCUUCAUCUUCUUCGCCUGAACGUCUUAAAGGUCUUCUCUCCGUAACUGUACUCAAGGCAAAUAAUUUAGUCAAAAGUGAUUGGUUCGGUGAGAACGAUUGUUAUGCGGUUGUUUCAAUUGAACCUCUUCCGAUGGGAAGCGAUACGAAAUCUGAUAAGAAGAAAGAACAAACGGAAACAUAUCAGAAAACACAGAUUCACAAUGGUUCCAAUCCUAUUUUCAAUGAGAAAUUUGUAUUUCCUGUGCCACAGAAAUUAGAAGCUUUAUACGUUCAAAUAUGGGAUGCAGAUUAUGAUAAAGACGAUCUAUUGGCUCAUGGAACUUUAAGUUUACUAGACGAUGAACAGGGCGGUCAAUAUGAUACGAAUUUGAACAAAGAAUGGCUUCAUAUAGCAACCGUAUCAAUGCUCACUGAAAACGGUGGAGAUGGUGGUACAGUACAACUCGUACUUCGUUUCGUUCCUGAAACAACUGCUGUGUAUAUGGGCAAAAAAUUCAAUGCUGCCCAAGCAGAAAUCAAGAAAAAAAUAACGCAGCAAGUAGUUGCAAAAGCAACUGACCUUGCCACAGAAAAAAUUCGAGCAUACGUUGGAAUUGGUGAUUAA
Messenger RNA from Rotaria sp. Silwood1, 612 nucleotides. The record is from the annotation of a GenBank genome assembly. NCBI's taxonomy places the organism in Eukaryota, Metazoa, Rotifera, Eurotatoria, Philodinida, Philodinidae.